Molecule: messenger RNA, 1180 nt
Organism: Penaeus monodon (black tiger shrimp)
Lineage: Eukaryota; Metazoa; Arthropoda; Malacostraca; Decapoda; Penaeidae
Exons: 6
Coding region: 532-864 (110 amino acids)
Source: RefSeq, a predicted model, not a curated record
CUUGCCUUACUCCUCAGUGAAAGGCACCCUGCCUGCAAUAUCAGUAAAGACCCCAGCAGAGGUUCGCAUUAGUGGAUCAGAAACAGACUUCUCUGAUUAUGAGGGAGGAGGAGAAAAGGAGUCCACUCUCACAGCACGUGUUCGGCAGUGUUCACUCCAAGCCAUAAACUCAGUUAUUGAUAAAAUUGGAAAACAACAUAAGUUCAGCUACUGGCCACCCCUAAUGUGCCAGAAUCCAUCACUGAUGACAAGUGUUUUGAAGGAUCCAUCACCAUCAGUGAGAAUGGCUUCGCUGCAAGUCAUAAAUACUUUCCUUCUUGAUUCUUCACAAGUUCUUACACUUGCUGUGGAUGAUGAAGGUAAAGGUUCUUAUGCCACUCUUGGUCACCAACUAGGAACAAGCAUCAGGGAGCUGCAUCGCUGUCUAUCAUUAGCCCUUCUAUCUGAAAGUUUCCAGGUGCUCUCGUGAGAACUUUAAAAACCAUUGAACUGCUAGUUGAAAAUGUUAACUACUCAAAGCUGAAACCAGGAAUGUUGACAAAAGUUGUUACUCAUGUCAAAUACUUCAUGAGAUAUAAAGAGGCUGUAGUUCGAGCCAAUGCUUUUUCAGUGAUGGUGAGUGUGCUCAUGAUCAAGCCACAAGUGCCUGAACUACAAGACAUCCUUUUGCGCUUCAAGACUCCUGCUCCGGCAACAUUAGUCUCCCCUCCUGAAGUCACACCUCCAUCACUCUUGGAAGAGGAACUUCCAGGGGAGGAAGAGGAGCUGGUCGAUGAUGAGAAUGAGGAGGCAGAAUCUAAACUGGAAAAGAAAAUGGCAAUGAUGAAUUGGCUAAGUGAAGAUGAAAGGGGAAAAAGUAAGUGAAGACAAAGAUCAGGGGAAGUCCAUGGUGUCUUGGCUCAUUCAACGAUGCAUGGAUUCCCUCCUCACACCUGAUCAUGAGGCAGUGAGGGGCAUAUACAUACAAGUUCAACUGCAGUCACUAAAGGUGUUAAGUGCUUUAGUAAGUGAACACUUGAACAUCAUCCAUCAAAGUCUGCCAUUGAUCCAGCAUGUUAUAUCUGUGUGUAGCAAAGCCUUGAGAGAACCUGCUGAAACUAAACCUGAGAGAUGGACAGUUGAAUGCUCAAAUAAGUUUGAAGUUAAUGAUGUCAUUGAUCCAACAUUGAUGUCACCAGAU